This is a messenger RNA of Aspergillus clavatus NRRL 1, 1482 nucleotides long. RefSeq names its product glycosyltransferase family 69 protein. Bases 1 to 1482 code for a protein of 493 amino acids. The transcript has a single exon. The record is from RefSeq and is a predicted model, not a curated record. NCBI's taxonomy places the organism in Eukaryota, Fungi, Ascomycota, Eurotiomycetes, Eurotiales, Aspergillaceae.
AUGAAUCGACCGAUAUCAUGGCUACGCAGCCUCUGGGCUCCAUCCCCCCCGCAGUAUUCCGCGCUUCCCCAGUCUACAACACCCGUGGUCACUGAUCAGCUCCGGUAUCGUUGCUGGAGCCCGCGCGUGCUAUUGCGUCGCCUCCCGUUGCUCAUCCGGAUUGCUCUGGGGAUCCUGCUGGUCGAUAUACUCGGGACGGCGAUAUUCUUCCCCUCAUAUACCCACCUACCACCAUGCUAUGAAUCUCUCAAAGCAGCCGCAUCGUCUUCCAACGCCCCCGGACGAGCUAACCCUCGAAAUGAAACAGUGUACAUCGCCGCCAUCCUCUACGACCGCACCGGCGACCUCGCUGGCGGACAAUGGGGCGCCGCCUUGACAACGCUCAUCCACCUCCUCGGCGAAGAUAACGUCUUCCUCAGCCUCUACGAAAACAACAGCGGCAGCAAAGGCGAAGCAGCCCUGCAGUCCCUCUCCCACCGUAUCCCCUGCAACAAAUCCAUCGUGAUAGACCAACACACCCCCUUCACCACCUUCCCACACACCACGCUCCCCAACGGCGAAUCCCGCAUCAAACGCAUCGACUACCUCGCCGCCCUGCGUAACCGCGCCCUCGACCCCCUCACCAACCACACCACCCACUUCGACAAACUCCUCUACCUCAACGACGUCCUCUUCGACCCACUCGAGGCCGCCCAGCUCCUCUUCUGUACCAACAACAACACCAACACCAACACCAACACCCACACCCAUACCCCAUCCUCCACCUCCUACCGCGCCGCCUGCGCCGUCGAUUUCUCCAACCCCUUCAAGUUCUACGACACCUACGCCACCCGCGACCUACAGGGCUACGGCACCGGCCUCCCCUUCUUCCCGUGGUUCACAACCGCCGGCCGCGGCGAGAGUCGCCGCGACGUGCUCGCCGGUCGGGACGCGGUGCGCGUGCGCAGCUGCUGGGGCGGCAUGGUCGCGUUUGACGCGACGUAUUUCCAGAAACAGGACCCCGUGCGGUUCCGGGCCGACGCCGAGGUCUUCUGGGAUGCGUCGGAGUGCUGUCUCAUCCAUGCGGACAUCCAGGACGGGCACAAGGCUGGGGGUGCGGAGGGUGCGGAUACGGGCGUGUAUAUGAAUCCGUUUGUGCGGGUGGCGUACAGCGCGCGCAGUCUGCGCUGGUUGAAGACAACGCGGCGCUUUGAGCGGCUGUAUCCGUUGGCGCAUGAUGUCCUCAAUCGGAUCGUCGGCUUGCCGUGGUAUAACCCGCGCAGGGGCGAGGUCGCCGGGGAGAAGGUGGAGAGGGAGGUCUGGGUUGCGGAUGGGUCGGUGGGUGGAGGCGCAUUUCGGACGGUGGAGGUGGUUGCUGGGAAGGACGGGUUCUGUGGGCGCAGGGGGAUGGAGGUUGUAGUGGAAGAUAGGAAGCCUGGUCAGGAUGGGUUUGAGCCUGUUCCUGUUCCUGUUCCUGUUCCUGUUUCAUCUUCGCUCCCUUAA